Molecule: messenger RNA, 2400 nt
Organism: Arctia plantaginis
Lineage: Eukaryota; Metazoa; Arthropoda; Insecta; Lepidoptera; Erebidae
Source: the annotation of a GenBank genome assembly
AUGAAGCAAUCCGUGGUGAAGGACGUCCUGUGUGUAAUCGCGUACGGGACCUGGGGCGCAAGACUGUCAGCUGCCAAGUUGUUAUUCUACUAUUGGCCGCCCUUCGAUGCUAAGCUUUUCGAUAGGAAGGGGCUACUCUGCAAAUUUUCUAAUGAUCUCGUUCCCUUCCUGUGUCAACGCGACAUGUGCCCCAACGCGGGUUCCGCUGAAGCAGCCAAGGUGUGCUAUGACCACUGCAUCAGCGUUACCUUCGCGUCUGACAGUCCACCACCCUUGUAUCUAUGUAUUGAGUGCGCCAAUGAAAUUCACAGGGAACAUCCAAACCAGCGUUUCUUCGACAUUCUACAUCCUCAACAACAGGUGUCUAUGGUCUGCGAAAAUAAGAACUGCCGUUCAUCUGACAAGGCUGCGUACUCCAUAUGUUUCUCUAACGAGUGCGCCAGCUACAACGGCAACCAUCCCAUCAGAAGAUAUUAUGGUGUGUGGGUUGGUAUGGCCGAAAUGGUGGGUAAUGAAGUUAUGGUGGUCAGGUACUGCCAGCAGUGCCACGGCAACCGCCACAACAGCCGGCGCGGCGGGGACCACGUGGUCCACACGCGCCUGCCGCUCGCCUGGCAGAUGGACAGCGACAUGCAGACCAACCUCGUCGAGGCCAUCAUCAGCCUCUUGAAAGAAGCCAAGCCAAUCAACAUGGAAGACCCGGACAGUUCCACGGAACAGCUCAAGCCACCACUACGCGUGGACUUACCUGAUCCUAUCUCCGUUGAAGAUCGACAGCUUUUGGGCAGGUACGGAGUGUGGCUGAUGGUUGGACUUUGUACUCCGAACCCUGAUACUCCUGACGAGAUACUAGGUCGUCUGCUCUCUGUGCUGUUUCAUUGGUUCCAUGUUACCAGCUUUUCGUACACCGGCGAAACUGCAAACGCCGUUGAAAAAUUGAAGUGUGAACAUGUGUGCGGUUGGCUCCGAAACAUCGCUGAAACUCACCGAUCGGAGCUCAUGGAACUGAAAGUCUCCCUUGGCAAGAUCCUGGAGCCUGAAGGUGCGAUGGUGGGUGUAGACGAGAAGAACCUGUACAAAUUCGCUGUGAUGAAAGUGACCACCACACCUACUCCAGACACUGUGCUGCCUGUCCUGGAAUGGUUCCAGACCAUAUCAUUGUUGGAUGUGAAGAUCCCAUUAUCACAGCUGUUCGAUCUAUUCAGUCAUUGCGUCGUCAACUUGCCUGAGAAAAUCUUUAAACCAACACCUGCGGAAGGGACAAAGCCCAAAGAUUCCCCAGGUAAUGAGAAAGACAAGAGUGACAAGGAGGAAAUGAAACCCCAGAAUCUGACGUGUUGUAUCCUCAUGCUUGACAUUCUACUCAAACAGAUGGAGUUACAACAGCGACGUAUAAACAGCCAAAACGUUAGCAGCGAAGCUACUAAGCUACUGCGCCUAAUGCUGAAGUCCAGUCAGACCAACACCAUUGAACACGCGGUGUGCCUGGCGGAGGGCGCGUGCUCGUACUGCGAGGCGGCGGCGCUGUGGCACCAGCUGGCCGUGCUGCUCGUGCGCGCGCUCGUGCCCGACAAGCCCAAGCCGCAGCCCGAGCCCUCUUUCGAAGACGUAUGGCCCGAAACACAACGCGACAAAAAGGGCCAGUCGGAAGACGAACGUAGCAAAUCUGGAGGUACUCCCGCCACUUCUGUGGACGCCCUCAUGUCCAUCGCUCAUCCGUUAAGCAUGGGAGGAGACAAGAGUUCCGUCGGUGGAGUCCUCGUGCACAUGCCCCAUAUAAUGACGGCCACGGUAGAGACGAUCACCGAACAGCUUGACAUGGCCGUGUCUUUGCCACCAACUGAUGCACCAACCUUGGCUACCGCGCACACUAUUACUUUAACCGACACGGAUGUGGCAACUGCUACGGCUGAUGCAAGUAUAUUGGAUGUUUUUAGGGUUUCUACGCCUAACUUGCUAGGCGACAAUGAAGCCAGUGCCGAGUCAGUAGACGACGACAUGAUAAAUUUCUGGCUCACAUCUGCUGGCAAGUUCCACUUCUGUAUCGAGGAACUGCCUCAAGAGUUGCAGUAUAUACAUCAGCUUUUGCAGGAAUUGAAGAGUACAUCUAGACCAGACGUAUUGUACCAUUUACUCCAAUGUCUCCAAGUGUUGGUGUUAAAUACGGACGCCUUAGCAGACCACAGAGGUUUCCUGAUAUGGUGCCAGGAGAACUUGCUUAUCGACAACUUAUGGAGUGUGUGCAACGCGUCUCACUCGCACAUAUGCUCUGUCGCGGUUCCUGUACUCCUGCACUGCGUGACUCUGGCUGGAGGAGCCGACGUGUUUUCUGCAACCUCAUCCGGGAUCAAUUCCACCAUCACGACUAUCACGUUAGGUUUACUGCAGUGGAACGAGUAA